Durotheca rogersii is the source of this 1440-nucleotide messenger RNA. RefSeq lists its product as uncharacterized. Gene Ontology annotation, biological process: protein quality control for misfolded or incompletely synthesized proteins; glycoprotein catabolic process; protein deglycosylation. The coding region runs from base 1 to 1440 and encodes 479 amino acids. Gene Ontology annotation, molecular function: peptide-N4-(N-acetyl-beta-glucosaminyl)asparagine amidase activity. Lineage: Eukaryota; Fungi; Ascomycota; Sordariomycetes; Xylariales; Xylariaceae. The record is from RefSeq and is a predicted model, not a curated record. Gene Ontology annotation, cellular component: nucleus; cytosol. The transcript has 2 exons.
AUGACUGGUCGUAGCGAGGCCUCUAGGAGUGACGACCAGGGCGAGUAUGGAGAGGAAUGGGCACGGGAUUUGCGAGUCCAAUUCGAGCAGCUGAUGCGGACGAAGCGGUUAACCGAGAUCGAACAGUCGCGACUGCCACGGCAGCGCCUCGCCUCCCCCGACUUUCGAGAACAACAACCGCCUUCGUCUAGCUUGCAAGCACACCCAGCGGCGCCUUUGGGCAGUCCUUCUCCCUCGUCUAAUCGUGAUCCAAGCCCAAACCCGGCCACGCCCACGCUACCGCCGUCGUAUUCUUCGCUACGCAAUCUCCCUAAGAUCCCGACCCCCCCGGGUCCGCAUGACCGGGACUCGCAGAUGUUCCGCAACUUGCUCGUGUCCCUAUCGUUGACUCCCACCAAGUACGAGAACCCCGGGCUGCUUGACGAGGCCCUUCAGGUGAUCCCGCUUGACCGAAUAUAUGGCGAGGCCGAGGAAGAGUCGCAGGUGUUGCAAGCCUCAGCGGAGAGCAUGGGUGACGGCAGAAAGCCGGAAUGGGGAUACCAAGAUUGCGUAAUCCGAGCAUUGUUAAGAUGGUUUAAGCGAUCAUUCUUCACUUGGGUGAACAAUCCGCCGUGUCCCAUAUGUCUAUCGCCGACCGUCGCUAGUGGCAGGACGCCCCCGACAGCCGAAGAAAAGGCUUACGGCGCUCUACUAGUCGAACUCUACGCAUGCUCCAGCUCGUCGUGCGGCGCCUUCGAACGAUUCCCCCGGUACAGCGACGUCUGGCAACUCCUGCAAACGCGGCGCGGCAGAUGCGGCGAGUGGGCUAAUUGCUUCAGCAUGCUGUGUCGCGCCGUCGGCAGCCGCGUGCGCUGGGUAUGGAAUGCCGAGGACCACGUAUGGACCGAGGUCUACUCCGAACAUAAGCAGCGAUGGAUCCAUGUAGACGCCUGCGAGGAGGCGUGGGACAAUCCACGCCUCUACACCGAAGGCUGGGGCAAGCAGAUGUCAUACUGUGUUGCUUUCAGCAUCGACGGCGCAACCGAUGUCACCCGUCGAUACGUGCGUAAGAGCGAGCACGCGCGCGAGCGGAGCAGGUGCCCAGAGGAGGUUAUGCUCUACAUUAUGCAGGAGAUUAAGAACAUCCGCCGCGCUAACAUGAGUAAGGAGGCGCGAUUCCGGUUGGAGAAGGAAGACUCGAGAGAGGACCGAGAGCUACGAGGCUACGUCGUCGCUUCGAUCACCCAGGCCGUAACAAGGAUGGUGCCGGGCACGUCGAGCUCCGCAUCCGGCACCGCAGCUCGGACUACUACUACUUCUUCCGCCAGCGACGACCAGAAGCUCCCUGCUGAGCAGCCGAGCCGACAGAGCGGGAAUGCCGAAUGGGUUUCAGCCCGUGGGGAGAACGGCCAGCGGAAUAACCAAUAUCAAGACCCGAGGGAUCCUCGCCACCAGAGGUGA